Molecule: messenger RNA, 864 nt
Organism: Fusarium pseudograminearum CS3096
Lineage: Eukaryota; Fungi; Ascomycota; Sordariomycetes; Hypocreales; Nectriaceae
Exons: 2
Coding region: 1-864 (287 amino acids)
Molecular function (GO): oxidoreductase activity
Source: RefSeq, a predicted model, not a curated record
AUGGCUGAGGCUCAAUUGAACGAUUUCCCUUCCCUCUUCUCCCUCAAGGGCAAGGUUGCUGUUGUCACCGGUGGCUCUCGCGGUCUGGGUCUUCACGCAGCUUCAGCAUUCCUACAAGCAGGCGCAUCAAAAGUUUUCAUCUCAUCCCGCAAGGCCUCCGCCUGUGAGGAGGCUUGCAAGGCCCUCAAUGCGCUCCCCAACCUUCAACCCGGCGCUGUCGCCAUCUCAGUCCCUGCCGACUCUGCCAAGUUCGAGGGUGUAGAGAGUCUGCUCGCGCAGGUCAAGAAGCACACUGAUCGCGUGGAUAUCCUCUUUGCCAACGCUGGCGCGACAUGGGGCGAGUCUUUCGAUACGCACCCCGACUCUGCCUUUGCCAAGGUCAUGGAUCUCAACGUCAAGGCUGUGUUCAACACGAUCCGUCUCUUCACACCACUUCUCGAGAAGAGCGCUACGAUCCAGGAUCCUAGCCGCGUCCUCAUCACAGCUAGUGUUGCUGGUCUCGCUGUCGGCACCAUUGGGAAGCAGGGCACUUACGGUUACUCUGCCAGCAAGGCUGCUGUGCUGCAUCUUGGACGCAACCUGGCCAUGGAGUUGGGACCCCGACACAUCACCGUCAACUCUAUCUGCCCUGGUUUCUUCCCCAGCAAGAUGUCCAACGGACUUUUGGAGAUGUCGGGUGGUGCUGACCAGUUCGCUGCCGCCAACCCCAUGCGCAGACUUGGUCAGCCUGAGGACAUUGCUGGUGUCGUUGUUUAUCUGGCUAGUCGAGCUGGAUCUCACGUCAACGGUGAGACUGUUGCUAUUGAUGGUGGUGCCCUGUGGCAACGCGGGGAGCUCAUGAUUGCGGAGAAGGCCAAGCUAUAA